GCCAAGUACGAUGAGUAUGUGAUUUAUUAAGGAAGGACCGAAGGAGCCUCACAAGCCCAGGGAAGCCUCGCAGGCCAACAAACAGCCCUCCGUACCCCAAUACCACCGUCCGUACUCCCCUAAAGCCAUUCCCACCAUCGCUUCCCCUCAUCGGUAUUGUUGUUAUCAUCGUCAUGGGAGCGGAGGCGAAGGGAAUGAUGGAUCGGACGCUGGUCUUCACGUACGGGACGCUGAAGCGGGGUUUCUCCAACCACGGGUUGAUCCAGGACAUGAUCCGGAGCGGCGACGCGGCCUUCGUCGGCGACGCGCGCACCGCUGGCCGCCUCCCCCUCGUCUGCGGGCCCUACCGCGUCCCCUUCCUCCUCAACUUCCCCGGCGCCGGCGAGCGCGUCCGCGGCGAGGUCUACGCCGUCUCCCCCCGUGGCAUCGCCCGCAUGGACGACCUCGAAGGCACCUCCCGCGGCCACUACGAGCGCCUCCCCAUCUCCCUCGUCCUCCCCCGCCGCCGCCGAUCCCGAGGGGACGAAGGGGAGGACGACGAGGUGGAGGCGGAGGCGUACUACGCGCACCGGAGCUACGCGACGGAGAUGUGGAGAAGGAGCGGGGAGCGGGGGUUCGAGGCGUACUCGGAGAGGGAGGCGAGGGGAUACGUUAAGCGGAAGGACCGGCCGCAGGACACCACAUUCCUCGACCAGAUUCGGAUCUUCGUGGGCUCUCCUCUCCAAAAUUAGACUGGUUCUCCCGGUGCGCCUCCCUUCAUCGACGGAGAGCUUGGGUCUUUCCUUUUAUUUCCUCUUUUGCCCUUGGAUCUCUUGGAUCUGCUGUUUAUGAGACAUGAUAUCCAAGGUGGGUGAAAAAAUGGCAGCUGGUCUUGUUUGUGAUCGGAUAUAUCAUUACAGGCCCUUCUAUUUUGUCUAGAUUAUGAUGAAUAUUUAACCGUUCCAAAAUGUAAGUUCCAGAUGUUACAAAGAUGUCAUGGAUGGAAGAAUACCGAGGUUUGCGGAUGUAUUGUUAAUAAGCAUUCUUUUGAAA
Phoenix dactylifera (date palm) is the source of this 1032-nucleotide messenger RNA. The record is from RefSeq and is a predicted model, not a curated record. Lineage: Eukaryota; Viridiplantae; Streptophyta; Magnoliopsida; Arecales; Arecaceae.